Messenger RNA from Mercenaria mercenaria, 3115 nucleotides. RefSeq lists its product as uncharacterized. Bases 1513 to 2949 code for a protein of 478 amino acids. The record is from RefSeq and is a predicted model, not a curated record. NCBI's taxonomy places the organism in Eukaryota, Metazoa, Mollusca, Bivalvia, Venerida, Veneridae. The transcript has a single exon.
UGGAAUAAAACUGUUUAACAACAAUUUACGACCGUGUGAUUUUAGCGUGUGUUUUUUAGGAACUUACAGGCUUUAAUAAAUAUCACAACAGCAAUAUUUAAAUGCCGUGUGGCGCCGUAAAAACUCUCACCGUACUUGGCAAAAUACGAGGUAGUAUUGCUACAUUUUCCAAAUAAUCGUCUUACAGAAUCAACUUUUUGUUCCGCACUUGUCGAAAUUCAAUACUUUUCAUGACUACAACAUAUUGAACAGUCUAUUACCUUGAAAUCUGCGAACUGAAUACCUUGCCGUGUGAAUGCAAGAUAAUUUAGCACAAGGCUGUAUACACCUAGAGUUCAUAAAAGUAUUUUCGUGUGUUCAUCUCUUUUACAUUUCUUAAACAAACAAACAUAAACGGACUAGUUUUGAAUUUACCGUAUAGCGUGUAUUUAAAUGACAUAUUGAUAUCUAUUUCAUAUUUACAGGUUAUAAAACAUUAACUUUCCAUCACAUACUUUCUGACGUUAAAUUACAUGACAUAAAUUUACAUUUUUUCAUUUUCUAAUCAUACAUGGGGACAUUACCGAUUUAGAUAUUCAACACGAAUAUAUCAUUUGGUUUUAAAUCACGUUUAGUUUCUUCAAAUUAUACUUCAAAAUCAAAUUAACUUCCAGUGUCACUAAGUGAAUCACAGUGCGUGUUUUGACUUAAGAUAUACUUCGUCGCCCGUCUGUUUAGAUAUAAUUGAAAACACUUGAAAAAUAAAAAUCUUCGAUAAGUGAAAUCAGUUUGUUUUCACGUUACUGCAUUCUUAUAUUACAAGUUUAAUUGGUCAAUGUUGUAUACUAUACAGUGUGAUCGUUCGAAAGGAACGAGUAUAUCACAAAAAAAAUGAUUUGGAAAAAUGAAACCGAUAUUUGUGUAUUCAUUAUAUUUUUUACAACAAUUGUUUGGAAGCAUUGAAAAUAACUUGUAUCGAGUUAACUAUUGUACUGACAAGUACUCUAAUUAUUUUAACACCGACAUUCUAAACUGUGGACAUUAUAAAUAUUUGAAAAUUAUUUUUGGAUUUGGACAAUUCAUUAAGAUAAUAUUUUUCUGGAUUAGGCAAACCUGACAAAAGAAAUAUGAAAAUUUGAAUAAAGAGUUUAAAGGUCAAUGAAGACAGUGUUGGUCAAAAGGCAGUGAAUUACAAACAUAAACUUGACAACAAAUUACUUAUACGUUAUCACGUUAUUCUGUAUUGUUCAUUCUGGUAAAAAAGGAGUUUAAAAGCCUAAAAGGGGGAUACUAUAGUGUUCAUGGGCGCAACCCGCCAAGGCAAUGCAAUACGUUUUUCUAUGCAAAUAAAGAAAGUUGUUAAUUGUUUAAAUAAAUUGAUAUAUAUCAAUGAACGGAUGGCAUGACGGAUGAAAAUGAUUUACUUUUGGAUUAAAAGCAAAUGUCACAUGAUUUUCUGUGUUCUGUGAUUUUGCUUCGGUGUGAUCAAGAAAACACUAUCUGAGUGCUUAUUGUACAUGAUAACUUCUAUACAUGAUAGCAAUGACUGAAAGAAAAGCCAACCUUUUGGAGACGGUUAUUGAGGAAAUAGGCGGAGAGACAGGUGAGAAAUCACGGGGACGAGUUGGUAAACUAAAUUCCAAAAAUGACAUGGGUCCUUUAAACAAUAACCCCAAGGGACAGAAAAACGGAAAAAAUAGACACACUAAAAAUGUUGUUGUGAAACUGCCAACGGCUAACAAGCGGGCUGACGAUGAGAACAAAGAAUUUCCUAAAGGGACUGAAACUAUGAGACAAAAAUUGGAAGAAAUCAAAGAAGAAUCUAGAGAAAAUAAACUUGAGACUGAAAAAGAAAAUGAGUCAUCAGAAAACAUAGAUAAUAUUAAUCAGACGACAACUGAGAAAAAUGCUCAAACGUCGACCGUUUUGACAGAAUUAAUCGAUAAACACAAAAUCGAAGUCACCAUUGAAGAUGGAACUAAAGAACUGAAGGACCCGAUAUAUGGAAUGUUCACAAGAACGAAUACAGAACGUUCGUUGCUAAGCAACAGAAGUGACAGUGUAGCUUUUUCACUUCCUAUGAAACGAAAUAGAAGGAAGGAAAGUGUAUUGAGACCAAAAUCGUCGCAUGGUUGGUCUAAGAAGGAUCUUGAUUUGUUCUUGCCUCGUAAAAGUUUCUUUGGUGUUCAUGACAACACUCUAGCGUCUGCCGGAUUUGAUGUUCGCUCGGAUGAAGAGCGGAAACGCCCGGAUUGGAGGCAAAUACUGAAAAUGCAUACGGAAGAGGAACUUCAUCCGCCUCAAAUAAAGAAAGAGGAAAAGACGCCUUUGACUAUGUUUGGAAUGAUGGAUGACGACUCAGGGGACGAGGCUUUUGGACUUGAAAACAUAGAAACUGCAAUCGGGAGCAAAGAUCCCACAAGUGGAAAUAAAGGGAAAAAGAAACAUGGAUCUAAAAAGGUGGUUGGUACCGAAAAGGAAGAAUAUAAGCCGCUGUAUGAUUAUCUAAAGUAUAUAGCGGACAAUCCGGAAGAAUAUGUACAAUCUGCGAAAUACAGCGCGAAAAAUACGGAUCAUAAGCACCCAAGUAAUCUUGUCCGUUUAGGUCGAGCUUUUCGCCGCGGACAUCACGGAGCCGUUAGAAAUAACAUAUUUCUUCAUGCAAUAUCCGGUUUAAAAUCUAAGUCAAGUGAGACUGGUUCACAACAACGCUCAACACGCAAUGAGAAAGGAGGUACAAAAAAGGAAACGGACGGAACCGAUCCAAGUUCGGCUCAAGAUGAAACGGAAAUCGAAAAACUAAAAACGAAAGCGGAGAAAUGGAUGAGAAAUUUAACAACACAGCAAUACCUGAAGGCAAAAGAACAAGCGCUGAAGGACGUCGGUGAAGAAGAUAUGAACAUGUCUAAAUGGUGGUUGGCUUUUAGGAGUUGUCAUUACUUAAGAGUACCACCGUAUAUGUCAGAGUAAUAUAUAUGAUUUUCUUUAAACAGGAUUGCCAAGUCUCUAUGGGCUAAAGACUGUUUUUUAAUGAACGUGUUUUGUCAUUUUCAAAAGUAUUACCUUAAAUCUGGACGAAAAUUUGCCAUGAUGUUUAACUAAGUCAAAAAAACUUCUAUUAAAACGUGAUAUUCAA